Messenger RNA from Neomonachus schauinslandi (Hawaiian monk seal), 2428 nucleotides. RefSeq names its product sideroflexin 3 (gene SFXN3). The record is from RefSeq and is a predicted model, not a curated record. Gene Ontology annotation, molecular function: monoatomic ion transmembrane transporter activity. The transcript has 11 exons. Lineage: Eukaryota; Metazoa; Chordata; Mammalia; Carnivora; Phocidae. Gene Ontology annotation, biological process: serine import into mitochondrion; monoatomic ion transport. Gene Ontology annotation, cellular component: mitochondrial inner membrane. The coding region runs from base 112 to 1077 and encodes 321 amino acids.
GCGUGACGUUACGCGUGAUGUGUGGGAGGGCAGGAGCCGGGGCGCCGCGCCUGGGGGAAGGCGGGUCUGGGAGCUGCAGAGGCCAGAAGCCCGGGAGCUCGGGAAAGCAAAAUGGGUGAGUUGCCCUUGGAUAUCAAUAUUCAGGAACCUCGCUGGGACCAAAGCACUUUCCUGGGCAGAGCCCGGCACUUCUUCACUGUUACUGACCCCCGAAAUCUGCUGCUGUCCGGAGCACAGCUGGAAGCUUCCCGGAACAUCGUGCAGAACUACAGGGCUGGCAUGGUGACGCCUGGGCUCACCGAGGACCAGCUGUGGAGGGCCAAGUAUGCGUACGACUCUGCCUUCCAUCCGGACACAGGGGAGAAGAUGGUCCUGAUUGGCCGUAUGUCAGCGCAGGUGCCCAUGAACAUGACCAUCACUGGCUGCAUGCUCACCUUCUACAGGAAGACCCCGACGGUGGUGUUCUGGCAGUGGGUGAAUCAGUCCUUCAAUGCUGUUGUUAACUACUCCAACCGCAGUGGCGAUGCUCCCAUCUCUGUGGGGCAGCUGGGGACAGCUUACGUGAGUGCCACCACCGGUGCCGUGGUCACAGCCCUGGGGCUCAAAUCCCUCACCAAGCACCUGCCCCCCCUGGUCGGCAGAUUUGUGCCCUUUGCAGCUGUGGCAGCCGCCAACUGCAUCAACACCCCCCUGAUGAGGCAGAGGGAACUGCAGGUGGGCAUCCCAGUAACUGAUGAGGACAGUCAGAGACUUGGCCACUCGGUGGCUGCGGCCAAGCAGGGAAUCUUCCAGGUGGUGAUAUCGAGAAUCUGCAUGGCCAUUCCUGCCAUGGCCAUUCCCCCCGUGAUCAUGGACACUCUGGAGAAGAAAGACUUCCUAAAGCGUCGCCCCUGGCUGGGGGCUCCCCUGCAGGUGGGACUGGUGGGCUUCUGCCUGGUAUUUGCCACCCCCUUGUGCUGUGCCCUGUUCCCCCAGAGAAGCUCCUUACACGUGAGCAGGCUGGAGCCAGAGCUGAGAGCUCGGAUCCGUGAGCAAAACCCUGACAUCGAAGUGGUUUACUACAACAAGGGGCUUUGAGGGAGGGUUGGCCCCUGGCCCCCUCCCUCACCUCCUUGGGCUGCUGCUUUAGUGGCGCCUUCCCUCCCCUUACCUUGCCCAUCUGCCUGGUACUGGGUGGGGGCUGCGUGGGGGCACGGCCAGUGAGACCAGCAAUCCAUUAGGCUGAGAGAGGUGCCCCCGUCCAGCCUUUUUCUCUCCUCCCUGGUUUCAAAGAGCAGGGUCACAUAAUCCCUUUCUCCUGGGCUUCUCUGUCUACGUGCAUACAUACACAAUACGUGUGCAUAAGUGUGUGUGUGUGUACGUGCUGUCCUGGAAGCUAGGAAAAGACACGCUGUCCUAGGGUGUCCUGAUAUCUGGCUUCUCUCGGCAUCUUGCCACCUGUCAGCCAGCCAGGCUACAGGACUUCCCUGCUCAACAGUUCUACCAGCCAAGUCAUUUCUAGCAGCACCUCGCCCCUUCUCGACACACAAGGAGCCCCGGGAUCUCAGCACAGAGACUGAGAGACACUGGCAGGCCAAACUGGGCCGACUUCUUCAGAUUUCUGGUUCCUAGCUCCCAAAGCUGACCCGGGAGCUGGGCUGGCAGAGGAAGAUGUAUCAGGAUAAGGGAAACAGGGUGGUUUAGGCCUCCCCCACAUCCUGAAAUAGAGAAGUUCGUCUUCUCUCCUCUAUGAGAACAAAGGGGCACCAGGAUCCUGUAGCACUCCCGCCAUCUUCCCGUCUCCCCGCACUACAGGGUGGGCACCCUUAUGUACAAUCUUAGGAGUUCUUGGUCUGCUCUGACGUUAUAACCUCAGAUCUACACCUAGAGUCCCAACUCCCUCCCCACACCACAAAGCCAUGAAGGCGAGCAAGCAUUCCCCUUUAAGAGCUCCCACUGCCCCCUCUUACAGAGGGACACCGCUGUGGGAAUGGUGCUUAACCUCCACAGGUAUCUGAGUGGAUGUAACUAGGACACCCUCAAGGGCAACUAGGCCCUGAGUGUACAACCUUAAGACAGGACAUUUUAUGUUCUGUUGGCUCUUGUUAGACAUUCAGCAGAACCCUGACCUUAGGUCCUCUUUUGUAAGGCUUAGCCCUGCUCCUACUCCUACUCCUACCCCCACCUCCCAAAAGGAAGAAGGGCCUGGGCAUCCAUAGGUGGUCCAAAGGGGAGGUAGGCUUGGGAAUGGAAUAUAUGGUGGUACACUCAUAGGAUACAGGGCUGGACCUUGACUCUAACGCCCAUGCGCUCUGGCCGAAGCAGUGGGUGUUAUAGAUGGAGGCCCCAGUGGGAUCCUCUAAGAGCACUUUCCUGCUUCCCCAGCUAUCCGCCAUAAGUGACUAAAACUAUGAUGCCGUUGUUACUCAAUAAACUGAAAACCUGUCUA